This is a messenger RNA of Anopheles coustani, 1328 nucleotides long. RefSeq names its product eukaryotic translation initiation factor 4H-like. The transcript is spliced from 4 exons. Bases 3 to 1163 code for a protein of 386 amino acids. Gene Ontology annotation, molecular function: RNA binding. Lineage: Eukaryota; Metazoa; Arthropoda; Insecta; Diptera; Culicidae. The record is from RefSeq and is a predicted model, not a curated record.
AUAUGGCCGGAAGAACGUACGAUAACAGGUAUGGUGGGGAGCGGGCCCGUAAACCGUUACCGACGGAGCCGCCUUACUUGGCGUACGUCGGCAAUCUGCCUCAUGGAAUCGUGCAGGGCGACAUCAACGCAAUCUUUAAGGAUUACGCGGUGAAGAGCGUACGCCUGGUAAAGGACAAAGAAACGGACGUGUUCAAAGGAUUCUGCUACGUCGAGUUCGAUACGUUGCACGACUUGGAGAAGGUCCUGCAGCUGGAUGGUAUGAUUGUCCUAAACGAGCGCCCGGAACCGCUGCGGAUCGACAUUGCCGAACAAAAGAAAAACGAUCGUGGAGGAUUCAAUAAACGCGGCGGACAACAGAAUCGUGGCGGGCCCGGAGGUGGUGGUGGCGGCGGCGGUGGUGGCGGUAGCGGCGGCUAUAACCGUGGCGGCCCUCCGCCGAUGAACAACCGGCCGGGUAGCAUGGGCGCGGGUGGAGGGCCAGGUGUCCAAGAUCGAAACUACGGUAAUGAUAACUAUGGCAGAAACGAUUACGAUAGAAACCGCGGUGGACGAUCCAAUAAUUAUAACGCUGACCGAGGACCGAACCGAGGGAGGUAUGGAAACUUCGGCGAUGAACGCGAUGGAGGCGGUCGAGAUGAUUGGGGUCGCGAUGGCGACCGAGAUGGUCGCGGCGGUGGUGGUGGUGGUGGUGGUGGUAUGGGCGGUGGUCGAUACAACGAUCGAGACGGAUACGGAGGAGGCCGUAGCGGCGGCGGCGGCGGUAGUGGCUCCGGUAGCGGAGACGACAAUAGGUACGGCAACUAUGGCCGCAGUAAUCAGUAUCGUGACAACGAUCGGAGGAAAGACGGGCCGCCGCAGCAUUACACACCACCCUCCAAUCCGAACCUCAACAUGGAGGAACGACCCCGGCUCAAGCUGGCCCCGCGCUCGGUGAAUGCACCGCUGAACGCGCUGGCGGAAACGAAGCAGGCCGCGGCCAUCUUCGGCAAUGCGCGACCACGGGAAGAGAAGGUUGGCGCCGAAAGUUCGCGAAAGCAUGCCAAUAGUGUCGGCAGCGAGGGCAGCGGUACGGAAGGUGGUAGCGGUGCGGGUGGUAGUGGCGGUGGCGGCGGUGGCAGUGCCAGCAGUAACGCAUCCUCCGCUACUGCCGCCGACCAGUAGAAAUAAAGGGAAGCACGAAGGAAACGAAGCAUUAGAGAUCGUUUAGCAGAGGACGUAAAACAAGCAUAUAAACAGAAAUUAACGGAAGAGAAACAGCAAAGCUCCAAACACACACACACACACAUCAACAUACACAAAACAUCCUUAUGCAAUUGCUACGAUCCA